This is a messenger RNA of Xenopus tropicalis (tropical clawed frog), 6378 nucleotides long. RefSeq names its product NHERF family PDZ scaffold protein 2 (gene nherf2). Gene Ontology annotation, cellular component: endomembrane system. Gene Ontology annotation, molecular function: molecular adaptor activity. Lineage: Eukaryota; Metazoa; Chordata; Amphibia; Anura; Pipidae. The record is from RefSeq and is marked validated.
GAGGAGCUGAGAGGAACACGCACAACUCUUUGCCUGCCCCGAACUCGGCUCAGUUGGUGAGCAGCAGCUCCGGGAGGAACGUACAGAGGGAAAGCGCAGCCAAGAGCGCAAAGCGUACACAGGGGGGAGAGUAGCGCAGCGCAGGGCGCACAGGCAGGAGGCGCUGGACACCAGCCUGACACCGGAUAGGGGAUCUGUACGUACCUAGAGCGGCGCUCCGGCGGGUUAUUAAUAUGCCCCUGCCUCACUAGGUGCCAGCCGAGAGUCCCUGUGCAUCACUAUGGCCCAAGAGCGGCACCGACCCCGGCUGUGUCACAUCAAGAGGGGAGAGCAGGGCUACGGCUUCCACCUGCACGGCGAGAAGGGCAAGAGCGGCCAGUACAUCCGCAAGGUGGAACCCGGCUCCCCCGCCGAGGCUGCCGGACUGAAGGCUGGAGACCGGGUGCUGGAAGUCAACGGGGACAACGUGGAGAAAGAGACCCAUCACCAGGUGGUUCAGCGCAUUAAAGCAAUAGAAAACGAAACGCGGUUGCUGGUGGUGGACAGAGAAACUGAUGAGUACCUGAAAAAAUCCCCACCCGGCUCACCUACUGAAUCCCAACCCAACUCCAGCGCCCCCUCAACUCCGACUCCAGGGAGCAACAACAACGGCGAAGUAUGGAAAACAAAGGAGGACACAAGCCAUGAAGAUCAGCUACACAAUAACCACAGCACGGAGAACGGGAAACAGGAUAUGAACGGGCAAGUGAAGGAGAGGUGCCCUCGUCUCUGUUAUCUGAAAAAAGGCCCCAGUGGUUAUGGCUUUAAUCUGCACAGUGAAAAAUCCCGGCCGGGACAGUUUAUCAGGUCUGUGGACCCAGGAUCACCGGCAGCCAAGGCUGGCCUAAGACCGCAGGAUCGGCUGGUAGAGGUGAACGGACAGAAUAUUGAAAACAUGAAGCAUUCGGAAGUGGUGGCCAACAUCAAAUCCAAGGACAAUGAAACAAAGUUACUUGUUAUAGACCAAGAGACGGACGAUUACUUCAAGAAGCUCGGGAUUGCCCCCACUGAGGCUCAUGGAAAAGGCACCAUCCCCUUGACCAACGGUGUGACCCCUACACAGCUGAAUGGAGACUCUUCAACGUCUUCAUCUCACAGCGAUCUGCAAAGCCCGGAUAAGGACUCACAGGCAGGUGACCUGAUCAGGAAGGACCCAUUCGAGGAAAGCGGUCUGCGGCUCAGCCCUACAGCAGCUGAAGCUAAGGAGAAAGCAAAGGCCAAGCGAGCCAACAAGCGCGCUCCACAGAUGGACUGGAGCAAGAAGCACGAGAUCUUCAGCAACUUCUAAACCUCCACACCCCCUUUUUAUUGCAAGACUAUUUUUUUUAGAGCAGGGGAGGCAAAGGACAACAGGACCUUAAACGUCUCCCUAGCAAAAACUAAACAUCGCAAAUUAACAGGAAGAUCUGACCGUGACUAACGAGAGGACUCAAGUCAUUAUCUGUUUAACCAUUUCAGUUGCUUGGCUUUCCAAACCAUCUGCUCUGUUUUUUUUUUCUCAGUGCUGGAAAGAUCUACCAUCGUUGAUCCCUUUUUUUGGCAUGGACAUGGCGGGUUUUCCUUCAGUCACAUUGUUUGUUGGUGCCUUAAAGCAGAUAUCUGCCCAGCCUGUGGACCCUUCAGCUAAACCGGUUUCGCUAUUUUGUGACAUAAUGAAAGGAGCGUUGCGAUAGUUGAGCAGAAGUUCUAAGCACAAGGGCAGUCCCAGUUCUGUUCUCUGAAUGAUAAUAUCGCCUCUGGAGUUCCCUCUUCCCAAAAGAGAAACCUACUCAGCCUCUGUGUUUAUAAAUUGACUUUCUCGUCUUUGGCAAGGACUGUUUCCUCUGUCAGUGGCCUCUGCCUGGGUCUGACCUGAUAAUUUAUCUGGUCAGCAUUACCCAAGUUCAGCAGCAGGACACAGCCCCUGCAUUUGGAUCACUGGAGCGCUGUGCUAACCACCAGCAGAGGCAUCUUGUAAUCCAGCCAACCACAGAUGAGCCUGUGCUCAUGUUUAUUGCUUGUACAUUAGCCACUAUAACAGAGCCGUGCUGCAAUGCAGGGUACAUGAUGUGGGGGGCAGUAUAACUUCUCUUGCUGCUAGAUGAAACAAGUCUUAAGCAAAAAAAAAAGGGAAAGUUAACCAAAAAAAAUAGUCAUGAUAUUUAAAUCUUCUGACCACAAUUCUGUUUUAAAUGUACAGUUAUCUGACCCCUCUGAUACCAACUGAAGGGUAGCUCCUUUCCUAUAGUAUCAUGGAUGCAUUCUAGAGAAAGCAAAAUGGCAGCCUUCAUGUUGGGUUUAGGGAAAGUCAGGUUGUGGCAGUGGCCAGUUCUGAGCAGAGCUGAAUUUACCUAAUUAUUAUAAUAAACGAGCUUAACUCUGUGAUUGCCAAACCUCUUAAUUUUUCAGAAUUCCUUGAGGUCUUGCUUCGUGCGAGAGAUUAGCAAAUUGCAUGACAUAACUAGAGCUACAUUAUCUGAACAUUUUCAAACCUGGCAGUUCCCGUCGGGAGCCAUGCAGGGUGAAUUUGAGCACUUUUGUACCCAUGGAUUUGGGCUACUAGAGAAUAUAAAGGGCAGAGAGUGACCCAUGCCCAUUGGCUUUAGGGUGUUCUGAUAUACAGAGGUAUUUCCUUGCCUUUUUACUCUUCUGUGGCCAACUGAUCUCCUUUAAGGCAGUGGUUCCCAAACUGUGGGAUUGGCCCCCUUGUGGGGCUUCGAGCAGCAUCAGAGGGCUCAGCCUUAGGUCCAACUGGGGAGACUAGUAGCUUUGCAUAAACAUAAUACCCCUGAAAAACCAGCUUGUUGAUCAGUUAUGGUGAGAUUUUGGGUAAAUAUGUAUUUACUGCCCUAGAUAUUCUUGAUACUAUGGCUGAAUAGUUAAGGAGGCCCUGGCCAAUAGUUGUACAUUUAAGUGGAGGCUUAAACUGAAAAAGUUUGAAAACCACUGAAAAACCCUUCUGUCCUUAAGCAUCUUUACUGAAAAACAAACCCAGCCUAAUUUAAUUUGGUUAACUUUCCCUUUAAAUGCACAUAAUUACACAUUGUUUGAAUGUUGUCUUGUUUGGAUUUUAUAAGCAACUGCUUAUUCCCCAAAUCCUGCCCUACUGCCCCCUCCACUGCCAUCAUUAUCAUCAUCUCUCUAAAAGAAAACAAAACAUUAGCUUCUCUGGGGCUGUCAGGGCAAGGGGGAGUCAGACCGUGCCUUGCGCGGAUAAGGAAUAAUAUUGCAUGUUGAACAGUCCCUUAGGGCCGCACAUUCCUCGCUGCAGCCCAGAACCGCUGGCUCACGCUUCCCGACUGAUGUGCAGCUGGUUCUCAUUAUGGAGAAAAAUAAUAGAAAAGCUCAGAAUUGUUAGAGGAGUUACCCCCCCCCCCCCCCCAGUACAGGGCAUAAAUGCCCUUUCUGUGUCCGGCCUACUCUCUUCUAUGCCGGACCUCACAAUGCACUCAGUCAGGGGGAGAUACAUUAACAUAAAGAUGCUGUGAGGAAUUUCAAGGAGCCAUGAGUAUUCUACAAUGUGGCAACUUUUCUCCAUAGCUCAAGCUUAUUGUGUAGCCAAAGACCCUUGGGGGUCUUGCGUGGUUACUCGGUGGCAGCUCAUGAAUUGGAAUACAAGGGCCGGCAGUAUGGGGGCUAGUAAUUAAACUGGCUAAUGUAUGUUAAAUAUUUACUCCAUUAUAAAUGCCGCGGAUGAAAUACUAGAAUUUGAUCCUUGGUUACCAUUCUUCUCAACCAGCUGGGGAUUUUUUUUUUUAUACCCUCGCUGAAAACCGCACUUUAAGCACUUAGGUCUGUGAUCCAAGAAUAACAUUUUAAUUGCUGCCGGGGAAUUGAAUUCAUAGCAGAUAAAGCAAAUAUUUUCUCGCUGGGAAAUUCUCUAAACAAAUGCACUUCCUUUGUCUGGGAAGUCUGAAGCAUAGGAAGCACGUUGUUUAACCCAAUGCUGCCUCCUACUGGCCAUAGGGCAGUUUUAUACUUUCAGUCUGGCAAGUGGCACAUCAGUUAGUGUUGCCAUCUCAUUAGGGUUGCCAUCUCACCCCUUUAAUAUCGGUCAUAUAUUAAAUCUACAUCCUAAUUAGCAAUUAAGUUAGAUGCAUGCUGCAGACUGAACUGAUUUAUGUACAGCCAUGCAGCAUGCUUCUAAAUUAAUUACUAACCAGCUAUGAAAGAUGUAGAUUGAAUAUAUGACCGGUAUUAAAGGGUGGCAGCCCUACACCUCACCUAUUUCAUACUGGCGACUUAUUAAUUUAAAAUCCUACAUGACUAAUUAGCAAUUCGUUUAGAUGCAUGCUGCAGGCUGAACUGAUUUAUGUGCAGCCAUGCAGAAUGCAUCUAAAUUAAUUGCUCAUUGUGGAUGUGCUUAUCUAACGGCAAUGGCAUUGCUUUGUACAUGGCAAGUCUUGCUUCAAAUGAAUGUAUAUAAAAAUACAUAAAGCCAUAACAUUUGUUUUGGGUGUUGGUUGCAUGCACAAAAUGAUGUGCAUACCAUGAAAAAACUUGAGAUAGUUUCAUGUGCUGCAUUUAUGGUUGCCAGUUCACGCCUUUAAUACAGGCCACAUAUUGAAUCCAUAUCCUGCACGGGUAGGUAGCAAUUAAUUAAGAUACAUGGCUACACAUAAAUCAGUUCAGUCUGCAGCAAGUAUCUUAAAUAAUUGCAAAUUAACCAUGCAGGAUGUGAAUUUAAUAUGUGGCCGGUAUUAAAGGGGUGAGGUGGCAACCCUAGCUGCAUUCCCUUAGCACUGCCCUUUAGUAAAUUGCCCACUUUGAAGAAUAACCACUAUUGGAGCCAGAUGAUAAAUUUGGAGGCAAGAGGUUAGAAAUGAAGGAUUAUUGUAAUUGCUUUUCACAGCUGCAGGGAAAUAAAGAGCAUGUGAGCUGAUCAAUUGAGUCAAGCAGGAACAGCCUUUCCUAUGUUGAGGGAAUGCAAUGUAGUCAUUCGCUGACAGAGGACGACUGGAGCCUAUUUGAAGUGUUCUUACUUUUUGGGAUAUUCCUAUCCGGAGUGAGAAUUUAGGAAUUCAGAAGCACUAAUCCUGAGGGUGGGUGUAUAUAAGGCAGAGCCGGUGCUGCUGGGUUAGUAUUAAGUAGAUGGGGCACAUUCCACUAGCGCCGGGACUGCAAUUAGAUAAGCUGUUGAGAUGUCGGUGACUCCGAGGAGUUGUGCAUAGGAGCCAGGGGAUCGUUAUGGGCUGCACGUAGGGCCGCCACCUCACCCCUUUAAUAUCGGCCACAUAUUGAAUCUGCUUCCUACAUGGCUGGUUAGCAAUUCAUUUAGAUGCAUGGCUGCACAUAAAUCAGUUCAGUCUGCAGCAUGCAUCUAAAUGGAUUGCUAAUUAGCCAUGCAGGAUUGGAUUUAAUAUGUGGGCAGUAUUAAAGGGGUGAGGUUCAACCCUAGCUGCAUGUGGCUCAUGUACUAAAGGAUAAAGGAGGUAGAUGUGCUGCAAGCAGCGAUAUCGAUUUCUUUCUAAAGGAUCAUGUAUUGUGUGCGUGAGAGUUGGGCCUUGAAUUGAAGAAGAGGGCAAUGUAGGAAAACUAGGGCCUUAGGGAAAAAUUGCUUAAAGGGUAGGUAAAGCUUUGAAAUAUGGCUUAGUGCUAUUAUUCACAAGGCCCAGGGCUUGUGUACUAUUCCCCACAGCCAGCAAACUGUAUGCCACUUACAGAGUACACACUGCUGGAUAUGGGAAGCGCUACAGUAGGCCCCUUUUAAUAUAGCCCAUGUUUAUUCUGGGUUUUACUUACCCUUUAAAUCAGGGAUGUCUAACUUGCAUCAUUUGUAUAACUAGAUGUUCCUGGAUCCCAGGCUUUCUGUUAUAGGGCAACUGGUAGUCAUAUUGUUAUAGGGGAAUGAAGCCCGGGUUAUUAAAUGGGACAAUGUUUCUGCGGAUGUGGGUUCUUCUCAGCCGGAUUUAUUAUUAAGUUGUGUAAAUAAAGAGGUAUAUGAAGGAAUGGACUCUCUGAUAUAGCCCAGUGGCUUGUAUGUGACUAUGGGUCGGCAUUACGCACUGAGGCCGCUUGGGUUCUUCAGCCACAUAACCACUGGGAUGGACCAAUAAAUGACCUGGAGCAGCUUAACGAAGAUGCCAUGUUUUCCACUGACCAAUCCCAGCAGGAUCCAUGGGAAUAGAUGUACAUUUACUCUGUAGGACGGAGCUUAUAGAAUAAGGAAGAGACUGAUCCAAUAGAGCUUUGUGGCUGCACGUGGCCAGGAUGCUGCCUACUGCUUUGGAGAUGACAUAUUUUUGUACUAUAAACAUGUAAUUAUAUAAGGCACAGGUAUCUAUGAUAUACAGUUAAGGAAUAAAAUAAAUGACAUACCAUGUAAACUGCUAUGUGCACAAUAAACUGCUUUCCCAUGUA